Cutaneotrichosporon cavernicola is the source of this 231-nucleotide messenger RNA. RefSeq lists its product as uncharacterized. NCBI's taxonomy places the organism in Eukaryota, Fungi, Basidiomycota, Tremellomycetes, Trichosporonales, Trichosporonaceae. The record is from RefSeq and is a predicted model, not a curated record. The transcript has a single exon. The coding region runs from base 1 to 231 and encodes 76 amino acids.
AUGCACAAGCUCACGCCGACCGAGGCGGCCGCCGUCCUCAUGCGCAUCAAGCCGAACGCGUCUGCCAUGACGCCCGGGUGGGAGGUCGAGAUGCCGAGGCCGAAUAGCGCACGUGCACGCCCGCUUAUCGGUGCCGAUCCCCGGACCAAGACUUGGCAGACAAAGGGCGCGUGGGUGUACGGUUCCAUUCCUGGCGACCGCGCGGCACCAACCAUCGUGUGGCUCGUCUAG